Messenger RNA from Paramecium octaurelia, 468 nucleotides. The record is from the annotation of a GenBank genome assembly. Lineage: Eukaryota; Ciliophora; Oligohymenophorea; Peniculida; Parameciidae.
AUGGGUGCGAAUUGUUGCAGGCAAUACAAUGAUAAAUCGUACGAGCUAACCAAUCUCAAUUAAUUUACUUCAUCAAAUAUCUCGUAAAAGAAAAGCAGCUCAUCUUCGAAUAUAUUAAACAAAGAGAAAUGCCAAUAACAAGAUGAAAAUUUCAAAGAAGAUGCCUCUGUUACUUAUAUCCAUGAACCAUUCAAAUUUGAAGGCGACAAUUAAGAAAUUAAGGAAGUUAAUGGAGAUGUGGAUGGAGUUGAAUCAAUACAGCAGUCUCAUCAAUUCUUAUAAGAUUGCAUUCCAAAUGAUAAUAUUUCUUCCUCAGAAUCAGAUGAAUCAAUUCACUGUGAUGAUACUUAUACAAAAAAAUCAAUACUAAAGCAUGACCUAAGAUAUUGCCAAAAUCAAGGUUCAGUCAAAAAUAAGGAAGUAUUGAAAAAAAAGGUUAGAUUCAAUCUAAAAUUAAAUUUAAAAUGA